AUGGAUGAACAUACACAGUUUGUAGAAGGAACGGUGAGUUUUGCUUCAAAAUUCAAGAUUCAAUGAAAUGUAUUUUCAGGUUGAGGUCAAGAGUGCUUUGGAAUAUGGCCGAUCAAUUUUAUUUUCCGUUUUAGAUUCAUUAGAUGGCGACAAAACAAUUGUUUGGGACAGAGACAGAAGUUUGAUGCAUCGAGUUAACUUGGUUAGUCAUUUUUUUUUUUCAUAUUUUAUUGAUCCGGAGAUCUAGAAACUUGCAUUUUUUUAGUUUGCCGGUGCAUCUCUAUUAGCAACUCACGGUGUAGUUGCAAAUCAUGGAAUCGAAACUCGUAAAAGAGCAGAAACUCCACAUGUUGUGUUUUUCCUUUCACCUACAAUAAUUUCUCUCGAUUUGUUAUGUGAUUAUAUCGAUAAUGUUCAAAAUGAUCCGGUUCGUUUGAAUUUAUCAAACUUCAAAGACAUGAAAGUUGUUUCAGAAAACUUUGUAUCAAGUGUUUUUCAUUCCGGAAGCAUGGUAUGUUGUGAGAGAAAAAUUGAAACUUCGAGAAAAUGGUAAAUAUUGGGAACGUCUCGAAUCAGUUAAAGAAAUCCCUUUAUGUUGGUUGCCACGAGAUGGAGAAUGUUUAUCAUUGUCACAACCACAAAUUGCAUCGAAACUUCUUUUGAAUGGAGAUUGGACACCUUUACAUAAAUGUGCAACUGCUUUGAAUCAACUUAUUGAUAUGUCUCGAGGUGAUAUUACAAUAAAUCCUAAUCAAAGAGUUAUGACGAUUUAUUCAAGAGGAAAAUGGUCUCAAGAUGUUGCGAAAAUGGUUCAAAGAAUUAGAACAUCAACAGAAGUUACUAAUAACAAUAUAUUCAUUCCUGGUGUCACUGAUUCUAGCUUGAAAAUUAAUAGAAUUGUAGGUUGUAGAGGGUUAUUCAAAAAUUAAAUAAUUUUCUCGGGUUUCAGGUCAUAAUUGAUCGCUGGAUUGAUCCAUUAACACCAAUGUUAACUCAAUUGACAUAUAGUGGAUUAUUAGAUGAAAUGUUCAAAACUGGAAUGGUUAAUUCAAUAAAAGUGCCACUUGGAGAAUUUGAAGAGAAAGAUGAUGCAGAUCCAUUUGAUUCGAAGGAAAUUUAUUUGACAGACGAAGUGCGGUUUCUCUCAUUCUCCAAAUUUUAAUUUUAAAAAACAUUUUUUUUCAGAUUUAUCAUCGUCUCAAGCACUCUCAUAUUAAUUGUUUUGGUCAAGAAGCUGCGAAAAUUCUGACCGAAUUGAAAGAAGACGAACAAUUUGACAGAGAAAAAAUGUCGGUUGCCGAAUAUGCAGUGUUGGUGAAAAAAAUGCCGAGAAUUUUGAAACGAAAACAAUUCACAUCAACUCAUAUGAGAUUAGCUGAAAUGACUCGAAUGCAUUUAUAUUGCAAAUUAUCGGAUACUGUUAAAAAUGAAAAAGGUUUUGAAAAAAUAUUUGUUUUCCUCAAAUCUAAUAUUUUUCAGAACUUCUCGAAGUUUCGGAUGGCGACAAAAUUCUACCGUUCCUUGAAGAUCAAAUAUUUGAUGCUGCACCCCUUUAUCGUAUUCUUCGCCUCAUUUCUGUACAUUCUUUGACAUCUGGCGGUUUAAAACCUUCAGUUUUACAACAAUAUCGGAGAGCUGUAAAUCAGGUAUUUUGAAACUAAAUUUCAAACGAAAUAGAUAUAAAUAUUUUCAGAGUUAUGGUUCUUCUGCAUUGAAUAAAAUAUUGAAAAUGCAAAAAAUGGGUUUGAUUCGAGAAAAAGGAGGAAGUGGAAAAAUGUCUUGUGAAUAUGCUCCGAUUUUGUUUCAACAAAUGAAAAAACAAUAUGAUAUGCUUCCCCAAAAUGUUAAUGAAAUGAAAUUGGAUGACCCUUCAUACGCUUAUAGUGGAUUCACUCCUUUGUUAGUGAAAAUAAUCGAAGAAGGAGAUAAAGUAAGAUGGACUGGAUGGCAGAAAACAAUUGUUGGAGCUGAAAAUUCAACGACUAAAAAUGAUGUUAUUGCAGGUAACAUAUUCAAUUUAUCCACUUUUUAUCUACUUCAGAAAUUUCAGAUUCUGAUAGCAGUGGAACUUGUAUUUUCGUACUUGGCGGCAUAACUCGCGCAGAAACUGCAAUCAUCAAAGAAUCUUUACCGAAUGUGUCUUUAAUUACAACAAGUGCAAUGCUUACUGGUGAUAAAAUUCUGGAAAAUAUUACUAAUAUUUAA
Messenger RNA from Caenorhabditis angaria, 2205 nucleotides. Lineage: Eukaryota; Metazoa; Nematoda; Chromadorea; Rhabditida; Rhabditidae. The record is from the annotation of a GenBank genome assembly.